UUGUUUUCUCCCAUCAAUUUAGCCACCCAUUCCUCCCCGCCAUUUCUUCCUCCCCAAAUCAGGACUUCCUUUGGAACUUCUAUGGCCUCCUUUGACCCAAUUUCCGCGUGUCUUACCGUUUUCUCGACCUCCAUUCCUGUUUGGAAGCUGCUUCUUCGACAACCCCAAUUGCAAUUUCAGAUACCCUUCAACUUAAUUCUCUGUUUUUUCCCUUUGCCCCACAGGUGAACGACUGUGAAUUCUGUUCUUAUUGCUGCGUAAUCGCCAGUUUUAUCGUUGUAAUCCGACUAUGCAUUUUACUCAGAAUCCCCUCUUGGGUUUUCGUUGCUGAUUGCGAUGGAAAACUAGAGGGUGUGUGGGAUAUGUUCCCAUGGUUUUGAAUCCUCAUUACUUUAGCUAUUUAUGCGAAUUUAUCUUGGGAAACUUCAAGCUAUAGGAAAUGCGUGUAAAAAGGAUAACCGGAUGCUGUCUAUCUCAUAUGUUGUUGAUUCUAGUCAUUGUUCUAAGUCUAUUUCCGACCAUUCUUUGCGCGGAUGAAGAUGAGUACCAUCAGACCGGUGAUCCGGCCUUGCUUCCUUCUAUCACACAGAAAGUUAAUGGUAUUCUCACAAAUAUGACACGCAUUAUGAGCAAUGACAUUGGGACGAAUUGGGCGUUCUGUGUAAAGGAUUUGAACUCCGAUUGGAAUGGGGCAUUCAAUUAUCAGAGCAACACGCGGUUCUUGACUUCGUGUAUUAAGAAGACAAAUGGAGAUCUUACCCAACGACUAUGUAAUGCAGCUGAGCUUAGAUUAUUCUUCAAGAGUUUCACUACGAGGGGGCCAGAUUUAGGGACUGUGUACACUUACAUAAAACCUAACUCGAACUGCAAUUUAACUUCAUGGGUUUCUGGAUGUGAACCAGGUUGGAGUUGCAGUCUUGGCGAAAAUAAGAAGGUUGACCUCAAAGCUACUAAUCUUCCUUCUAGAACUGAAGACUGUCAACCUUGUUGUGAGGGUUUCUUUUGUCCCCAGGGGCUUACAUGCAUGAUACCUUGCCCAUUAGGAUCUUAUUGUCCUGUUGCGAAGCUGAAUAAGACAACUGGAAUAUGUGACCCAUAUAGUUACCAAAUGCCUCCUGGAAAACCUAAUCAUACCUGCGGAGGAGCAGAUUUAUGGGCUGAUGUUGGAAGCAGCAGUGAAAUUUUUUGUUCGCCAGGAUCAUACUGCCCUACUACCACUAGCAGAGUUUCUUGCAGUAGUGGGCAUUACUGCAGGAUGGGUUCUACUUUUCAACAACCAUGCUUCAAGUUGGCAACCUGCAAUCCAAACACUGCCAACCAAAAUAUACAUGCCUAUGGGAUUAUUCUCAUUGUUGCACUAAGUACUGUGCUGCUGAUCAUUUAUAAUUGUUCUGAUCAAGUUCUUACUACACGGGAAAGAAGGCUGGCUAAACGAAGAGAAGCUGCUGCAAGACAUGCUCGAGAAACAGCACAAGCUCGUGAAAGGUGGAAAUCUGCAAAAGAUAUUGCCAAGAAGCAUGCCACAGGAUUGCAAGAACAAUUGUCACGGACGUUUUCUCGUAAAAAAUCAUCGAAACAGUCCGAUCAGUCGAAAGGUUUGGGUCAAUUACCACCUGUGCAUCCCGGCUCUUCAGGUGCACCAGAGCAACAGUCUGGUUCUUCAAAAGGAAAGAAAAAGGACAAUAACCUUACAAAAAUGAUGCAGUCCAUUGACAACAAUCCAAAUAGCCAUGAAGGAUUUAACUUGCAGAUUGGAGAUAAAAAUAUCAAAAAGCAUGCACCAAAAGCCAAACAAAUGCAUACCCACAGUCAAAUUUUUAAGUAUGCUUAUGGUCAGCUAGAGAAAGAGAAAGCAAUGCAACAGCAAAACAAAAACUUGACUUUCUCAGGAGUGAUUUCAAUGGCCACUGAUACUGAAAUUAAGACUAGGCCUGUGAUUGAAGUAGCUUUCAAAGAUCUUUGUCUGACAUUGAAGGGGAAACACAAGUAUCUAAUGAGGUGUGUCACAGGGAAGAUUAUGCCAGGUCGGGUUACGGCAGUCAUGGGUCCAUCAGGGGCAGGGAAAACAACAUUUCUUUCAGCUUUGGCAGGAAAGGCAACUGGUUGCACCAUGACUGGUUUAAUUCUUAUCAAUGGAAAAUCUGAGUCCAUCUAUUCAUAUAAAAAAAUUAUUGGUUUUGUACCACAAGAUGAUAUAGUGCAUGGAAAUUUGACAGUUGAGGAGAAUCUCCGAUUUAGUGCUAGGUGCAGACUGUCUGCUGACAUGCCAAAACCUGAUAAAGUUCUUGUGGUGGAAAGAGUCAUUGAGUCCUUGGGACUGCAAGCAGUGAGAGAUUCACUUGUUGGAACUGUGGAGAAAAGAGGAAUCUCUGGAGGUCAAAGGAAACGAGUUAAUGUUGGGAUUGAAAUGGUCAUGGAACCUUCCUUAUUGAUCCUGGAUGAGCCCACCUCUGGUCUCGACAGUGCCUCUUCUCAAUUACUUCUUCGGUCACUUCGGCGGGAAGCCCUUGAAGGUGUGAACAUCUGUAUGGUAGUUCACCAACCUAGCUAUUCGUUGUUUAAGAUGUUUGACGAUUUGAUACUUCUCGCCAAGGGUGGGCUUACUGCAUAUCAUGGAUCUGUUAAGAAAGUUGAAGAGUACUUCGCUGGUAUAGGGAUCACGGUGCCAGAUCGUGUUAAUCCUCCUGACCAUUUCAUUGACAUUCUUGAGGGUCUGGAGAAGCCAACGGGUGUGACUCGUGAACAACUUCCCGUCCGUUGGAUGCUUCAUAAUGGGUAUCCAGUACCUCCUGACAUGCUGAAAUUGUGUGACUUUGAUGCGUCUGCGAGCGGCUCAACACAUGGAGGAAAUCCUAGUGAUGAAGCAGGAGACUCAUGGCAGGACGUGAAGCUCAAUGUUGAAAUGCAGCACGAUCAUUUAGAACAGAACUUCUUAAGUUCUAAGGAUCUAUCUAACCGAAGAACUCCUGGGAUAGCACGACAGUUUAGGUAUUUCUUGGGAAGGGUGAGCAAGCAGCGACUGCGAGAAGCUAGACUACAAUUAGCUGAUUACUUGAUGUUAUUACUUGCUGGAGCCUGCUUAGGAACUCUUACUAAAGUGAACGAUGAAACAUUUGGUUCCCUUGGCUAUACAUUCACCGUCAUUGCUAUUUCCCUCCUAUGCAAGAUUUCAGCACUGAGAUCAUUUUCCCUUGACAAGUUACAGUAUUGGAGAGAGAGUGCAUCAGGGAUUAGCAGUCUGGCGCAUUUUCUUGCAAAAGACACACUUGACCUUUUCAAUACAAUCGUCAAGCCGCUGGUUUAUCUGUCUAUGUUUUAUUUCUUCAAUAACCCAAGAUCAUCUUUUACAGAUAACUAUGUUGUUUUAGUUUGUCUAGUGUACUGUGUGACUGGCAUGGCCUAUGCACUUGCCAUCUACUUUCAACCUGCUCCUGCUCAAUUGUGGUCAGUGCUUCUUCCUGUAGUUAUGACCCUCAUUGCAAAUCAAGAUAAAAAUAGUCCAGUAGUCAAAUAUUUAGGAAGCCUUUGCUACCCUAAGUGGGCACUCGAAGGUUUUGUCCUCGCAAAUGCAGAAAGGUAUUCUGGUGUAUGGCUGAUAACUCGGUGUACUUCACUGAUGGAAAAUGGCUAUGAUCUUCAUGACUGGCAACUUUGUUUAGAGAUGCUCAUUUUGUUUGGCAUAAUCAGCCGUGUAGUUGCUUACUUUCUGAUGGUCACCUUCCGAAAGAAGUGAGUUUAGCUAGUUCUUUCAUUGCUUAGUUUCCUUUGUAAAUGUAUUGCCCCUGCCAUGGCAUGGCGUCCAUGAAUUUCUUAGCUGUAGGAACUGAAGGCCAAAAGUAUAAGUAGAUUUGUACAGGUUAGAUUCAAAUGAUCUUGAACAUAGCUUUUACUGGGCUGACUUCUUGUAGCUUAAUGUCCAUUCCUUGAUACAGCACCCAACUGUGACAUGAAAUAUACAGAAUUAUUACCUUGUUUGGACAGUGUAA
Messenger RNA from Momordica charantia (bitter melon), 3986 nucleotides. It is a transcript of the gene NAP12, whose product is annotated as non-intrinsic ABC protein 12. Gene Ontology annotation, molecular function: ATP binding; ABC-type transporter activity; ATP hydrolysis activity. The record is from RefSeq and is a predicted model, not a curated record. Gene Ontology annotation, biological process: transmembrane transport. Lineage: Eukaryota; Viridiplantae; Streptophyta; Magnoliopsida; Cucurbitales; Cucurbitaceae. Gene Ontology annotation, cellular component: membrane.